Molecule: messenger RNA, 4431 nt
Organism: Penicillium taxi
Lineage: Eukaryota; Fungi; Ascomycota; Eurotiomycetes; Eurotiales; Aspergillaceae
Exons: 10
Coding region: 1-4431 (1476 amino acids)
Molecular function (GO): ATP binding; nucleic acid binding
Source: RefSeq, a predicted model, not a curated record
AUGGGGAAACCCCCCUUUUCCGAGUCCAACACCAUUGGGCAACCGGCAAAGAGGCGGCGAGUUGGUAGUCCCAAUGUCGCUGGUUCUUCUCAAAGCAGCCGGCCUGGGUUGGUUGACUCGAACCUCAUCGAGGGUUCAAGACAGGAAAGAAGACCCACCGUAUUCCCCCACGAGUCUCUAUCAAUCGAUAACCCAGGUCCAUCAGUUGGCGACGAGGACACUGAACUGGAUGCCUUUGAUCUUGAGCUGCUAGCACAGGGAAGUAAGCAGAAGAAUCCAUAUCAGGAAGAAGGCGUAGUGAGAUAUACUCCUCGACAUGCCUCGCUAUUUCGAAAUUCUGAGUAUCAAGCUGCCCCUCAAGUGACCUCCCGUUUUUUUGAUCCAAGCUCUAGCCUCACUCCUCUUCGUGGACAAGCGUCCAGCCAGGUAGAGUCGAGAUUUGGAUCUCCACCCAGCCCACUUGCUCUACUCAAUGAACGGAAACAGGGCAUAUUGCAGAAGCCGACCCAACUGGGGUCUCCCUUUACCCCACAUCAGCCCGAUAGUAACCAGUCUUCACAACAGUUGCCCUCGUCAUCCAAAGUUGUUCCAGCAAGCCAUAAUCGUGGUCAGCACCAACCAUUCUCUCCGUUCAACCAGAUUCCACCCUCCAUCCGAGGCAUUGUACUGGUUUCUGUCAAUGAAUUGCCAUAUAAAUACCGGUCGCUUUUCUCGUUUCCAUUGUUCAAUGCUAUCCAGUCCAAAUGUUUUCUUUCAGUGUAUAACACAAACAACAACCUGGUACUCUCUGCACCUACAGGAAGUGGCAAGACAGUGAUCAUGGAGCUUGCGGUCUGCAGACUACUCAACACCUUGAAAGAUGAGCGUUUCAAAGUCGUAUACCAGGCACCUACCAAAUCUCUUUGUGCAGAAAGAUUUCGCGACUGGAACUCCAAGUUCGCAGCAUUAAAUCUUAAAUGCGCAGAACUGACAGGAGACACGGAUUAUACGCAUCUGCGAAACGUCCAGAGUAGCCAAAUCAUCAUCACGACGCCCGAGAAGUGGGACAGCAUGACACGGAAAUGGAAAGACCACAUGCGGCUGAUGCAGUUGGUGAAAUUGUUCCUUGUCGAUGAGGUCCAUAUCCUGAAGGAGUCUCGGGGUGCUACCCUCGAAGCAGUGGUGUCGCGCAUGAAGACAAUCGGAUCAAAUGUCCGUUUUGUAGCGCUCAGCGCCACAAUCCCGAACUCGGAGGACAUUGCGACAUGGCUUGGGAAGGAUGCCACAAACCAACAUGUGCCUGCGCAUAGAGAGCAUUUCGGAGAAGACUUCAGACCUGUCAAAUUGCAGAAGUUUGUAUAUGGCUAUCAGUCGAACGUCAAUGAUUUUGCAUUCGACAAAGUCCUCAGCUCUAAGCUCCUCGAUCAUGUUGCAGCUCAUUCGUGCAAGAAACCGAUUAUGAUCUUCUGCUGCACUCGAAACUCGACUGUCGCCACGGCCAAAAUUCUUGCUAAUUCAUGGUCUAUGACCAAUCCACCUUCUAGAGUUUGGAAGGGUCCCGGCAGGCCCAUUGAGGUGCACAAUGAAGACCUAAACACGACUAUCCCAUCUGGAGUUGCAUUCCACCAUGCAGGUCUCAGUAUUGGUGACAGAAAUGCUGUUGAGAAAGGCUUUAGAGAUGGCCACAUCAAUGUCAUAUGUUGCACAUCAACCUUGGCAGUUGGUGUCAACCUUCCAUGCCACCUUGUGAUUAUCAAGAACACAGUCGGUUGGCAAGAAGGUCAAUGCAAGGAAUAUUCCGAUCUGGAAAUGAUGCAGAUGCUUGGCCGAGCAGGUCGGCCACAAUUUGACGACAGUGCAGUUGCCGUUAUACUAACUAAAAGAGAGCGCGUUUCACGCUACGAAAAGCUUGUGUCAGGCUCGGAAAGCCUUGAGAGCUGCUUACACCUGAAUCUCAUCGAUCAUUUGAAUGCUGAGAUUGGACUGGGACAUAUUACCAACCUGGAAUCGGCCACGAAGUGGCUUGCCGGUACUUUCCUGUUCGUGAGAUUACGCCGAAAUCCAUCUUACUACCAGCUGAAAGAAGAAGCAAGCGAAGAUGACGAAGAUGAGCUACUUCGUCAGAUAUGUGAAAAGGAUAUUACACUUCUUCAAGAGUGUGGCCUUGUUACAAUUGAAAAGCUAGGUUCAACUCAAUUUGGCGAUGCUAUGGCUCGAUACUGCGUUCGUUUUGAAACCAUGAGAAUCCUCAUGUCUCUAAGACUCGGGGCAUCCAUACAUGAAAUCCUUUACUUGAUUGUUCAAGCCGACGACUUCCAAGAAGUUCGUCUUCGAGCCGGCGAAAAGUCGCUAUACCGUGAGAUUAACCGUGAUCCUGGAAUAAGGUAUCCUAUCAUGGUUGACGUCACACUUUCAGCUCACAAGGUUUCGCUGCUUCUCCAGUCAGAGCUUGCGGCAAUAGAAUUUCCAGGAGGUGAUCAAUUUCAGAAACACAAGUUUUCAAUGCAACAGGACAGAAAUUUCGUCUUCACACAUGUGAACCGAUUAAUUCGGUGCAUUAUCGACUGCCAGAUUUCGCGCGAGGACUCUACAAGUAUUCGAAACGCCCUAGAGCUGGCACGUAGCCUCAGUUCAAGGGUUUGGGAUCAUUCUCCACUUCAGAUGAAGCAGAUUGAGCAGAUAGGAGUCGUAGCUGUUCGAAAACUAGCUGCAGCUGGAAUUACAGGAAUUGACGACCUUGGACUUACCGAAGCUCACAAUAUUGAAAUGAUUCUUAGCAGACAUCCUCCCUUUGGCACCAAGCUGUUGGCUCGACUGAAAGACUUCCCUAAUCUCAGAAUAACCGCGAAGAUGGUCGGACAGGAAGCGAAGCCCAAUGUCAAGAUACAUUUUGAGCUUGAAGUAGCUUUCAUGAACAAUACGGUUCCUUCCCACUUUCAACGGAAGCCGAUAUAUGUCUGUUGUCUAACAGAAACGUCUGAUGGGCGCAUGAUCGAUUUUCGACGGAUAAGUGCCAGCAAGCUUCAAAAGGGCUUAGAAGUAACUCUUAUUGCGGAGUUGACGAGUUCAGAUCAACAAAUCGUCUGCCACGUCAUGUGUGAUGAGAUAGCCGGGACUUCAAGACAAGCCAUCAUCAAGCCAGACAUGCCAUCAUAUUUAUUCUCAGCGCAAAAUAAAGCAGCAAACAAGACAGACACACAGAGACUCAACCCUUCCAAAGCGCGGGACGACUUUGACGGGGAUGACCUGGAGCUUGACGAUUUUAUAACUGAAAAUCAGCGACUUGAGCAGCCAAAAGAAUCCACCAGCAUGAAAAGCUUGCAUUUUGAUGAUGAUAUUGAGUGGCUGUCGAUUGAAGACACUCCAAGUCCACCCAGACACUCACGAGAGACAACACAACGAGAAAAGGACCAGUGGAAGGAGAACAUGGAGCAAUAUGACCAUGACGACUGUGAAGAGUCUGAGGCUAUCAAGCUUCCAAAUGGAAACUGGGCCUGCCACCACAGGUGCAAAGACAGAAAAAACUGCAAACAUCUCUGCUGCAAGGAAGGUCUUGAGAAGCCCCCAAAACCCAGCAAAAAACGAACAGUCCUCGCAAACAAAACUAGUGGACUGAACCAACUGACCCUUUCCGAUGCCAUUCCAAAUAAAGAAAAGCCAGGAAGUUCCCGCAAAGAGAGCCAAAAAGCUGCAACAAAGCGAAAACCAACUGACAAGGCUCAGGCAAUUGGCGUGGUAGGAGGUAAACUAUCUGCAAAGAAGACUGGAAAGUCAACCAAGCGGGAAUUGUCAACCGGUAGUAUCGAGAAUAGUAGUGCAAGAAGUCCCUCGGAUACUGUCUCCAGUAACUAUGGAGAUGAACUCGGCGAUCUACAGUUCCUAUUUGAAGAUGCAGGCCUCUGUCUUGCAAAUUCUGGCCCCGUUCUAGCUCCAGCAACCGAAAAAACAAUCAGUCUCAGCAAAGGCUUCAUCACCCCUCCCAUACCACGCAUCAUGUUCCAGGAAUGUAUGGAGCUGAAAAACAAUACCGUGAAAGCAGGACCAUCAAACUGGAGUGAAAGAUCACUGCCGGUGCCCACACAGACAGAGUCAAUGGAUAUCUGGGAUGACACCCCUACCGGCGACUCAGGCAGAGACGGAAUAUUCACAGAUGCGAAUACACUCGGCAGCUCUGCCACGACCGCACACUUCACCUCGGAAGGUUUUCCCCGCACUCCAAAACGAAAGGCUAGAGUUCUCGAUCUCAUCGAGAACAAAGCAAGCCAGAAGCGAGCUGAACGUUGUACGUCCAUGGAUUAUGAAAACCCCAAAUUGCAGGAUACCAUGACAGUUGACCCAGCAGCUCUGGAGCUGGUUCACUCACCUACUGAUCCUGACAAUGCAUCUAUGGAAUGGGAUGAUGUUGACCGAAUGAUGAUGGAGGAGUUUAAUGACAUUAUCAACUUUUAUUGA